GUCCUCUCCCUCCGAGAGGCCGCGCCCCCUCUCCGGUCCGUGGCGCUGCUUCCGGCUCGCCUCGGCAUUCGGAGGGCGGGCCCUCCGCCAGAGCGGCCGUGACGAUGGUGGCCACCAUGACGGCUGGCGGAGUUGGAGCCGCGCUACGGGCGGCCGAGGUCCUGGAGAGCGUCGUGGGGGGCUGCGUCGGGCCCGAGGGGCAGCAGGUACUGUGCACCAAGCCCACGGGCGACGUGCUGCUCAGCCGCGACGGGGGCCGCCUCCUGGAGACGCUGAACGUAGAGCACCCGGUGGCCAGGAUGAUAGUGACUUGUGUUUCCAUGAAUCGGAGUGUGACUGGAGAUGGUUCUAAAACAUUUAUUAUCCUUCUUUGUGAUUUACUCCGAGGACUUAAGGCAAUCACUGACAAAGAAAGGAGUUCUUAUGGGGGAAAUAGUAAAAGCCACCAAAGACAUUGGAAAAAUUGUUGUGAGUGGAAAUACAUUUCUCAAGCUAUUUUGACAUUUCAAGCACACAUAUUAGACUACAUUGUGGCUCAGUAUUUGAGUAAACACUUUUUGUCCAUCUUUUCAUUUUCUGGAGAAGAAAAAAAUUUUUGUAAGAGCUCACUAGAAUCCUUAUUAGAUGCAUAUUUUUGUGGAAGAGUGGGAAGAAAUAAUCAGAAAUUUAUUUCCCAGUUAACUUGUGAUUAUUUUUAUCAGUGUUUGAGCCAUGAAGAUGGUAAAGAUGAAAUAAUUGAUUUAGUAGAUGAAUAUUUUCUGGAAUUGUGCACUGCUGUCACAGGACUUCCAAUUUCAAGUUCAAGAAUCAUAUCAGGGCUUGUUAUUCAUAGAGAUUUUUCUGUUUACUGCCCAGCAGAUGGUGAUGUGAGAAUUAUCGUUGUAACUGAGUCCAUUCAGCCUGCACUUUCCACUUCUGGUUCUGAGCUUAUUAUAAAUUCAGAAGCACAAUUUCAGGCAUCUCACAUUUGGACUAUAGAAAGGACAAGAGCCAUAAUGAAAGAUUUGCAAAGUAAGAGUGUAAAAUUGCUUUUGUCUAGUGUGAAGCAAGAGGAUGCAGUUAUUUAUUAUGCAAAACUGAAUGGCAUAUCAGUGGUAGAGUGUAUACCAUCAGAAGAAAUUUCUCUCCUUUGUAGAAUCAGUGCUUUGUCAUCUUUUAUGCCAUCAUGGGCCACUUCACAGUGUUACAUCUCUGACACUGCAUUAGUGAAAUUUUGUCAGCCCAUUUUGCUUAAUUCCAAAAGGUAUGUUCAUCUUGGAUUACUUAGCACACACUUUUUUAUACCCCAUUGUUUAGUCCUUUGUGGACCAGUACAAGGCCUUACUGAUCAGCACAUUCAUGCUUUCCAUGGAGCAUUUAAAGUACUUCGACAAGUCUUUAAAGUGCUUAAUCUCAAUUACAAAGCACAAGGGAAUAAUCAAAAUGAGAUCUCAAAAUCUUUUACUUCUAAAGAUAAUAAACAAAGUCAUCAUUUGAUAGAUUAUAGAGCUUUGUUUAAAAGACAGUGUCUGGACUCGGUUUUAAAAAGUAAAGAUAAUCCAUCAAUGCAAUCUCAUUUAAGUGACACUCCAGAUUUGGUACUGCCAGGUAUAGAAUCAGAGAAUGAGAUUUCAAGUACAACUUUAACACACACACAUAAAGAAAAGGGAGACUUCAAAUCCCUCAUACAUACUUAUCCCAACAAAAUUGGUAUUAUUAAUGCCAAGGAAUCACGUAUAGCUAUUAAUUGUGGUUGUAAUGGUGAUUCCCUGUCAGAAAUUUUUGAUGAUCCUUUAAGUGACAUUGAACAGACUUGCAAAAUGAGCAGUACUACCAUAGGCAUGACAUCAAAGGAGAUACUCGAGCACACUUCAAAAAAUUAUUGUACUUCCUUUAUAGAGGCUGGUUCUGUUUUACCAGUAGGUGGUCACUUUGAGAUCCUCUUACAUUAUUAUCUAAUUGACUAUUCCAGACAGUGCCAACAGCCAGAAGUAAGUAUGAUAUGUUCAUUAAUAGCUAAUGCACUAUUGAGUGUUCCAAAAACUCUUUAUAAAGCUAAGAGAGGAAAUAAAAGCUUUUGUCAUGUGUAUUUAAGAACUAUGCAUGCUCUACAAGCUAAGCAGUGGAUGGCAGAGAGUCAAACAGGCCUUGAAUCAGUAGCUUGUAAAUAUCAAUUAUUGACGUCAGUGCUUCACUGCUUGACAAAACUCUUAACUGUUGAGUUAGUCGUCAGGAUUAACAAACAGCCACAAAAGACUGAUGGUGAUGAGACAGAAGAUGUGUGAAAACAGUAGUUUUGUUCUCAGUGGGUUUUGUCGUUUGUUUUUUUAAUCUGGCUCAGUCUGUGGAGAAUUGUCAACACAAUCCUUGACUUUCUAAGAUGAAACCAUGAGGUAUUAGUCAUUUUUGUACCUAGAUACAACAAGCCUUUCACAAGCUACAAAUAUUGCUCAAUGGGAACUAUAUGUGUGUUCUUAUUAAUAACAUAUCAGAAAAGGGUGGCAAGAAGUUUUAUUUAUCUCUUCAUUUCCCUUUUUUCCAUUCCCUUUCUAUGUUUGUACAUUAAUUGUCCAUAAUAUGUCAGAAAAAAUGUUUUUCAUUUGUUGUAUUUAACUAGCACACUAAGGUUUUUUUUGUUUGUUUGUUUUUUUUUAAUACCCUGUCCUACUGCUGUAUUUGUUUCAUAGCCAUAUUAAUAAAGCAUGAUUUCACAUA
Messenger RNA from Sarcophilus harrisii (Tasmanian devil), 2694 nucleotides. It is a transcript of the gene BBS10, whose product is annotated as Bardet-Biedl syndrome 10. Gene Ontology annotation, biological process: chaperone-mediated protein complex assembly. The coding region runs from base 105 to 2264 and encodes 719 amino acids. Gene Ontology annotation, molecular function: ATP-dependent protein folding chaperone; ATP binding. The record is from RefSeq and is a predicted model, not a curated record. NCBI's taxonomy places the organism in Eukaryota, Metazoa, Chordata, Mammalia, Dasyuromorphia, Dasyuridae. The transcript is spliced from 2 exons.